Messenger RNA from Ostrinia furnacalis (Asian corn borer), 2036 nucleotides. Its product is annotated as sodium channel protein Nach. Gene Ontology annotation, molecular function: ligand-gated sodium channel activity. The coding region runs from base 271 to 1833 and encodes 520 amino acids. The transcript has 11 exons. NCBI's taxonomy places the organism in Eukaryota, Metazoa, Arthropoda, Insecta, Lepidoptera, Crambidae. The record is from RefSeq and is a predicted model, not a curated record. Gene Ontology annotation, biological process: sodium ion transmembrane transport. Gene Ontology annotation, cellular component: plasma membrane.
GAAAUAUUUAAUUUACAAUUUGUAACUAAGUAAUUGGGAGCCUUCUCAUAAAAAAUUUGACUAACGAUGUGACAGACAAUUUUUAUUCCAUGCAGGCACACCUCGAGUUUGCGUAUCGGCUUUCGAUCUACGUUUAUAAUUACUGGUUCGUGUGGUGCCAGCAAAUCACCUCGAUUACUCACUUCGGACAGACAGUUCCAUGCAGUCGCAUGUCUGUAUUCCCAUCAUUCGUUUUAAACUGUUUUAAACACAUACAUUCAAGACCGCAGCAUGGUUUACUACCCAGAUAAACCCUUAGACGUGAAGGAGGCAAAGAAACAUUACGCAGAUGGAGCGGACAAAAAACGUUUGAACAUUAGCUGGACUCGCAAAUUCGUCGAGUUCAGCAAACGGACGGACCUCCAUGGUUAUAAAUACAUAGUUAUGGAGGAUUUGAAUGUUGUGGAAAGGAGCUGCUGGGCGGUCGCGGUGUUGGCGAGCAUUUGCGUGGCGAUCUACUUUGUAGUCACAGCGUACAAAUGGUACGCUAGAAACCCCAUAAUUACCGUGAUAGAAAGUACACAAGGUGCCAUCUGGGACGUGCCAUUUCCAGCGGUGACCAUUUGUGAUUUGAACAUCGUCUCUCGAAAAUCAGCGCUCUCCUUUUCCAAAAAUGUGACACUUCCACCAAAUGUCACUGUAGAAUUCGUAUACGAAACUGUUCGUUUGGCGCCACUUCUUCAUGCCACUUAUGUGGUCGGAAGUGCGCAGAAAAGAGACUUGAAAUUGCUGCAGAAGGUUCUAGAUCUAAACAAUAUUUCUAUGGAGAAGUUGUUUCGGAAGCUGUCUCCUGUGUCGUCAUGCAACCAGCUGCUGGAGCGGUGUAUGUGGAAAAACACUGUAUACCGCUGCGACAAGCUGUUUUACCAGGUGUUCACGCUGCAGAACCUGUGCUGUGCCUUCAAUUACUUCGCACUCGAUAAUCCAGAUAAACAGAUCAAGUCACCGCGCAGAGUCGCCUCAUGCGGCUACCAGACGGCGCUGACUGUGCUGGUACAAACCGACCCUGGGGACUACUACAGCGCACACGUCGCUUCACAAGGAGCUUUCGUGUACAUCGACGAUGCCUACAACGCACCGGACCUGGACUCCUCGGUGCGGCUGGUGAACCCCUCGUCGGAGGUCAUGAUCGCUCUGUCCCCCGAGCGCACGUACAGCACGCCGGGCCUCAAGGCCUUCACCACGGACUAUAGGAAGUGCUACUACAAAGAUGAAGUAACGCAACUCAGUCUAUCCCUCAUUCCACCAGCUCGCACUAAACGUUUUUCCCGCUCUUGCAACUUCAACGACAUUGAUUGUCUCGAAAAUGUGUUAAGGUUCGACGACUUCCAGAACUUUGAAGACUAUGGUGGUACAGUCAAUUGUUUACCAGAGUGCGAACAUUUCAAUUACCACUUCGAGGUUGCGCUUGGUUCUUUAGCCAAGAAAGUGGAGCUUAAUGGUCACCCAUUCUUCAAAGACGUGAAGUUAGAAAAUCAUUCGUUAGUGAAUAUUUUCUUCAACGACCUGGUUUCGACGAAGUACCGCCGGGAUGUGUACCUCAACUGGCAAAACCUACUAGCUGCCUUCGGUGGACUUAUGAGCCUCAUACUUGGCUUCACGUUGAUAUCAGGCUUUGACCUGAUUCUCUUCAUCAUCUUCAGAGUCGUCUUCGAUGUAUUCUCGAAGCUUCUUAGGAGUACCGAUAAUGAUGUCGACACCAAGUAUCAUAAAGGAAACAAAAUUAAUCAACAGAACCAAAGAAAACAGUGGUUGGAACCGAGUAUAAAGAAAAUCGCUCCUAAGAGAUGGUGAAGUCAAAGAUUUUUCAUAAAAAAGUUAAUAUUUAACUGUAGGUAAAAUGAACCUUUUUUGUAAUACUGGUAAUACUUAGGUUACAUAUUUUUCACCUAUGUAUCUACACAUAGGUACUCGUAAGUAAUUAUUACUUUAUAAGAUAUUAGCUUUUGCCCUGUUUUCUACUCGGGAUUUUUUGUUCAAAAAAUACAGAACCGUAU